Caenorhabditis remanei is the source of this 1902-nucleotide messenger RNA. RefSeq lists its product as uncharacterized. Bases 1 to 1902 code for a protein of 633 amino acids. The record is from RefSeq and is a predicted model, not a curated record. Lineage: Eukaryota; Metazoa; Nematoda; Chromadorea; Rhabditida; Rhabditidae. The transcript is spliced from 8 exons.
AUGAUGAGGUAUUGUCUUGUGGCGCUGCUUGUGGCGCUUACUGCUGAUAAUGUUUAUGGACAGCAAGAAUUCGCCGCUCCACCCCUGCAAUCCGUCCCUUCUCCUCAACCAGAAAUAAUCCGUUUCGGAUCGGGCGAGCCAGUGCGCGCGAUAAAAGCCAAUCAGUUCCAAAUCGAGUUGCCCAAUAUCUAUGACCCAUUGCGGGAAGACCGUCCAAAACGUCAAAAUAAUAAUCAUGUAGGCUACAUUCGGCAUCCGACGUUUCAAGUUCCUCAACAGCAGCAACAAUUCCAGCAGUUCCGACCAGCCGGCAACGUCUAUAUCGCUCAGCCAAACCCUACCGUAGUCCGCCAGUACCCAUUCCAGCCGGCUCCAGUCUUCCGUCAAUAUUAUAUUCCUCAACAGUUCCAACACCAAGGACCACCACAAUUCAUCCCACAGCAACAACAGAGACCCCAACAAUACGUACAGUACCCCAGAUUUGAUCUACGUCCACAACCGGUCCGGCCAGUGCGUCCGGUAUACAUUAACACCACACCACGCCCAUUCUACACAGAGCGUCCACAGGCUUCAUAUGGAGAUGAGAUCGAGGACUCGAACUAUUUGAAUAGCCGCCUAACCCCUGCUCCAAUUGCUCCAACCUACUCUGAACGCCCCCCUCUCACCCAGGGAUACUCCGAACGUCCUCCUCCACCACCCACUCAAGCUCCAUACAUCGAACGUCCAGCUAGACCAGUGCUCCCAUCUCGCCGCCCCGCCCCCUACAUUGAGCCCGCCCGUCCAACGCCAUACAUUGAGCGGCCUGUUCCAGCGAGACCAGUUGUUCCAGCUCGCCCCGCCCCUUACAUAGAGCCCGCCCGUCCUGCUCCGUAUAUCGAGCGACCAGUUGCAACCCCGGCUCCAUACAUCGAGCCAACCACCGCCAGACCGCAACCAAGACCUCAACCGCCAAGAACUCGUCCGUACAUUGUGCCAACCACUCCGAGACCACGCCCAACUACGAGACGUCCGGCUCCGACUACCCCUGCCUAUGUGGAGCCAACGACUACUACACCACGCCCGACACCGAGAGCAACGACUCGCAGAGCAACAACUCCACGACCUACCACCACCACCACGCCACGAGCCACACCUGCUCCAACCACUCCACGCGCCACGCUACCACCAACCACCACUCCACGAGCAACUCCGGCUCCAACCACUCCACGUCCAAGACCCACCACGAGAGCACCACUUCCACCAUCACCACCACCUAGAACUACUAGACGUACCACUCAGGCGACGACGACUACACCGCGGCCAACGACGACGCCACGGCCAACGACUCCUAGAACUACGACUACUCCAAGACCAACCACCACAACCGCCGCUCCAACAACCACCACAGAAGCGCCAACCACCACUCCAGGCUACGAAGCUGUAGAGGAGCCGAAAUACGACGAAACCUUCGUCGGCCAGUACUAUUACGGACGUCGUGGAGAGGGCGGAAACAACACGUUCCCACUUCCAUCUUGCUUCUACAACCCAUCUGGCUAUGUCUGUUGUAAUCUUAUGCUCAAUGAGCUCAUGACGACUUCCUUCGAGGAGGUGAAGACUGUGACCAACUUGUGUAAUGUCCACAGAUUCGCCAUUAAACUUCAAAAACACUCGGAGAAGAUUUUCGAUACACAAUUCGAGACGAUUGUUUCCUAUGAAGACUUCUCGCAGAAGAUUCAUUUUAAGAAGGAUUUGGUUUGCAAGGUCGAGAUCGAGGGACGAUUCAUCUUGGCCUACGCCACACCGGAAGAUGUUGAGCAGGAGAAAAUCAUUCCAACUGUCCCAUCCAAGGAGAUUCAGAAAGAUUCGUUCAUUUUGAAGGAGGAGGUGAAGGCGAAGAUUCGGCAGAUUGAGAGAGAACUUUAG